Molecule: messenger RNA, 5024 nt
Organism: Diaporthe batatas
Lineage: Eukaryota; Fungi; Ascomycota; Sordariomycetes; Diaporthales; Diaporthaceae
Exons: 3
Coding region: 2139-5024 (961 amino acids)
Cellular component (GO): nucleus
Source: RefSeq, a predicted model, not a curated record
CUUUUUUCUGUCUCCUCUCAAUCCUCAACGCAGGGCGCUUGACAGAUGCCGCGCAAUGGAACAUGCUCAUGUUGCUGGUGCCAUUGCGAGCCUUGACUCUACCACUCGUUACAACCCGAAGUGACGGUACCAACCGGUUGAGGACAACCACAUCCUGGGCCCUACGACGUAUGCUAAAGAAUUUGACUCUUGACUGACGAUAGAAUAUUCCGAAUUUGGGAGGGACCAAACCUGCUCGGUACGACAAAUUGAACUCUGAUCUGAUUUUGCUUUCUGGACUCGAGUCGCAGCAAUCACUUUCAGCUGCCUCGGGUGCAACACUCUAGGCCCCGUUCGCCGAGGGUUCCCUCCCUUUACCGUACGGGAACCAAAGUGAACCUCGUGCCAACCCACAAUCCUGCCCGUGUGCGCGCCCUGCGUUUAUGCUGUCAUGCUCGGCUUUCCACCUGGCGGAUUUCACGUUCGUGGCUCAUGAUCAAACUAGCACCCGGCCCGGCGACUGGGUACACUGCUGCGGGAAGCUCCACGGGCGGGACAGGCUAAUGCACUUAUUAUCCGCACUGAACUCUUGAUAGUUCGUCCGGAACGCGGGCCCCAUUCACUGGCGGCGGGAAGGACCCAGCGAGUGGAUGCUUUCCGAUGUAUCUGCUGUGCUUGGGAACUGUAUCUGAGCUACUGUGAAAGCCCACCUGGCUGAUCGACUUUGCAGCCCAUCAGAUUUGCACCAUCUUCGUCAAGGAACAGAGCAGGGAUCUCCUUUCCUCGGAAAAUUUGCUGUCAGCAAUAAUAACAUGUAUCUAUGUCUAGGGAGAAGCGAUUGAAAGUCCCAAAAUCUGGAGUGGGCAUGCCAUGCAGGGAGCUGGGAGCUCAGACGCCGCCUGGAGAUAUACGGCCGGCUCAGGGGCCGACCACGUUGCCCACCGAUUGAGGUGCCAUCACUACAACCUCCUCCCCUUUCACACUCCGUACCGAGCCCCGCCCCGCAUCUUUCAGAGCCUGACAGCCUGACUUCACGCACUUUCUCUACAUAGGCUCUCAUAGUGUACUUAUGUAUGUAUUGUGGGAAUGUGUCCGAGCACAGACAUACUACCGCCAACCGGACCGCUGCCCGUUGAGCCCCGCCAGCAGAAGCAGUUAGGUCACAACGCCACUCUUCCAUCGCUCUAGAAGCACAUGUUGUCUCUGCAGAGAGUAGCACAGCAGCCUUGAGACCAGUCAUUUUCAUAUCUCGACAUCAACCUCCGGUGGGCUGGCUGACAGCAAGCCGACGGCUGAACACAAGAUGAGCGAGCGGCCCUGUGGCCCUGCUCGUGAUCGCUGGCUGCUCCAUGGGCGACCCUGGUUCCCUGGUUCCUCAUCCCUGAAUGCCAUCCCCCGGAGUUCCACUCACAGCUCAUGCGGAGAUUCUGUGGCUUGUUGACUUCAGACAGUUGCGGGCCCCGGGGAACUAAUGUUAUCAUCAUCCGCUGUUACCCCCCCGAAGCGCCAUAUGCCGGCAUGCUGACAAUAGCUUGGCUGCGAGUGUAGUUACACUGGCGUGGAACCUUAUUUGCUGUGCGGCACACAGUCACGUCCUGUCUUGCGACCCGCGGGUACCUGCUCCUCAUCCGCCACACACGACCUGCGAUGGCGAGCUUGCACAACCGCGGCGUUGACUGGAAGGCCGUACGCUAUGGCCUUGACUCGCGGGAACUUCCUUGCCAUAUCAUAUAGUUCAUUCCUGCACGUACUGGCCCGUCAGCUAGGGUUCAAUGUCAUCGUCCGAUGAACGCUCGUCUGAUGGCCUACAGGGUUGGCUUGUCGACCUGCUCCCUGUCCCACGGAGGCCUGGCCAGUGCCCUGUUACAUGCGGAGGAAACUGUCUUGGGUCAAGUUGCAGUACACAACUCCUCACAGGCACAAUUAGAUUGAGGUCGGCUUGCGAGCAUGGACCUCAGGGUCGUCUUGGCCGAGUGGGCAGGCCCGGGUUUCUGCUUUGAUACCGGCUGUCCUGGCGGAUAAAUAUUCUCAGCACGGCGGCUUCGGUUCUUGCUUCCUCUUGUCUUUUCUGCACAGAUGCUGUUCGUUUCUGCUGUUCAUUUUUGAUCGCCCACAUUCACCGGGGUACCUCACUGCUCUCCCACGCGGCAGCGCCUGCAAUGACGGACGUUAGGAGCAGCGACAAGGCUGAGUUCAAGGGCUUGCGCCGGGCUUCCUUUGCUCGUGCUCUCCACGUGCCAGCCAUUGGCCGACGGAAGCAUGUUGAAAUCGUCGAGAAUGCCAAACGCACUGCUUCCCCCGGCGGGAACAGUGUCGGAAAGGAGCCCCAGCGCACCCCGAGCCCCAACCCAGUGACUGUGUCUAUUGCUUCUCGCGGAGCUGAGCACAAUGACGGCGACGAGGGCGCGGAGAUUCCGGAUAUACCCCUUCGAAGGGCCAACAUGAAGCGGGUCAGCGCUGACUACAGCGGCUCGUCUUUGGGCAGCUUGGAACGCAUGCUGGCGAGCGGCGCGCCCCCGGACGGAUCCAACGGUCACAACUUCGGCCCUGGUUAUCCCAACGCACUCAUGUCCAGCGGCGACAAGAGUCUGCCAGAUGUCCCGGAGGUCUCGUCUCUAUCCACGAUCAGACCGGAGGCUGAUUCGUAUCUCGAAUCUGUGCGUGAGACACACUCGGCCCCCGAGUCCACCGUCGGAUCCGUCGCAUCGCCCUCCACGUACGGGAGGAGCAUCCAAGACAGAUCUACCAUCGAGCCGUCCAUAGCCUCGGUCUCAUUGCACACCGAUUUCACAUCGUCGUUGCCGGCUCUACAAACGAGGGGUGCCGACGAGGCAUGCGACGCUCUAGAGCCGCUGGCCGAGGAGGAUGUGGAGCCGGGCAGCUUCGACCUUGUCAUACCGGCGACGAACCUUACCGUCUACAACCUCGAAAGGAGAUCGGAGCUUCUAUUCUCGGUGGACCACCUGCGCAUUAUUUUUGGUGAUCCUGUCUUCCUGCAAAGGUUUCUGAACUUCAUAAGCAUCUACCGGCCCCAGUCAGUCCCCCUGCUUCGCUACUAUCUCGAAGCCCUCAAGGCGAUACGGGCGCUCGAUUGGAUAAACAGCAUGAUCUCGGGUACUCUUAGACUAGACGGUCACGAUUUCGCUUCCAAAUUGGAACCAACAAGCAACAGGUCCCUGCUGCAGAAGGCGGAGGAAGCCUGCGAGAGGCUCGCCAGGGACGAGCUCCCUGCUUACAUCACCCAUGUCUGGACCGAGUUUGUUGAGACAUCGAUGCGAAGGCGCAUCACGGGUACGCUGCCAGCGCACCUGCACGACAUGAGUGACGGACUCGCCGAGGUCUUCUGCAUCACUGACCCGUCGCGGCCCGACAACCCAAUCGUUUUCACUUCUGAGGAGUUUCAUCGAAUGACUCAAUAUGGCCUUGACUAUGUCAUUGGCAGAAACUGUCGCUUCCUCCAAGGCCCCAAGACGAACCCCUUCGCGGUAAAGAGGAUCCGAGAGAAGGUCGAGCAAGGAAAGCAACACUAUGAGACAUUCCUGAACUACAGGCGGGAUGGUUCGCCCUUCAUGAACCUGCUCAUGUGUGCCCCGUUGAUGGAUUCCACGGGUGUGGUGCGGUACUACCUAGGGGCGCAGGUGGACGUCUCCGGGCUUGCGAAAGACUGCUCCGGGCUGGAGUCCCUGCGGAGGCUGGUCGACAAGGACGAAGAGGGGAGGCAGGGCCCAGGAAACCAGGACAACGACGGCGAUGCCGCCUCCAGGGUGGACAGCGGCGCCGAGGUGGAGGUAGGCCCCCCUCCCGCCGGGUUCCCCUCGGCCAGGGAUGCCGAGCUGGGCGAGAGGGAACACUUCCGCCUCCUGUCCGAGGUGCUCAACCGCCAGGAGCUCGAGACGGUGCGGCGCUACGGCGGCAGGAUGCACCGCAGCCAGCAGGAGCAGAUGCAGCACGAGUCGGCCUCGAACUGGUCCAAGGGCCGCGUCAUCCUCCACGACAGCGAGGGCUCGCCGCCCAGCAGCCCGCGGCGGCAGCAGCAGGGCAGCUCGGAGGUGCAGGACUUCACGGGGAACAUCACCAUAUCCCCGCGCGCGGCGGCGUCCCCGCCCGCGACGGCGGCCGGGCCAGCACCCGGCGGCGGCGGCGGCCACCACCCCAACAUGCCCACCAGCGUGCCGACGACGCUCCACGGCCCGCGGGUGCCGACGAUCUACGAGCACUUCCUCGUGGUGCGGCCGUACCCGUCGCUCAAGAUCCUGUUCGCGUCGCCGUCGCUCCGCGUCCCGGGCAUCCUGCAGAGCCACCUGAUGGGCCGCAUCGGCGGGUCGAAGCGCAUCCACGAGGAGCUGGAGCAGGCGUUCGCGCUGGGCCAGGGCGUGACGGCCAAGGUGCGGUGGAUCUCGGGCGGCGCGGUGCGCAGCGACAGCAGCAGCGUGGGCAGCGGCGGGAGCGGCGGCGGCGGCGGCAGCGGCGGCGGCAGCAGCAGGGAGGGCAGGCCCCGCUGGAUCCACUGCACGCCGCUGAUCGGGUCCAACGGGUCCGUCGGGGUGUGGAUGGUCGUGGUGGUCGACGAGGACGCGGACGGCGGCGGCGGCGGCGGGGCGGGCAGCCGGCUGCGGCGGGACGCGCCGACCGUCAGCGGGCCGCGGGCCAGGGGGUCCGGCGGCGGCGGGAGCGGCGGCGGCGGCGGCGACAGGCGCAGGAACCACGACAGCCUGCUCGCGCUCGACACCAUGUCGCUCAACGACUUCGCGGCGAUGAACAGCCUGCCGCAGGACGAGGACCUGCGGCAGCACGUGCGGCACAUGUACGAGGAGACGCGGCGGCGCGAGAGGGCCGCCGCCGCGGACAGCUGGGACAACGGCGGCAACAGCAGGAGGUGGGGCAGCGACUCGCGGGACGGGGACAGGGACAGGGACAGGGAGACGAUCCGGGUCAAGGAGGCGUCCGCGUCCGGGUCGUGGAGGGGCCGGGUGGAGGAGCUGCGCAAGGUCGCGUACAGCCGGAGCCGGAGCAGCUCGCCUUUUACGCUGAAGAUUGAUGAUUGA